AUUAAUUAAUUAGUAAUCAGUAUUGUAUUUCUUGCAAAUUUCUGUUGGGUAAUUUGGCCUUAAGCGCUCAUUUCACCCUCACCUUAGCCUUUUUGCCCAUUUGGCGGCAUUGCAACAUUGCAUUACCAAUUUGACAGUUGACAUUUUAUCAAAAAUUGUGCAACUUAUUUGAUCCGCUUCAAAAUUAUCUGAUUUGGGGAAAAUUAAAGACAGUUUCAAUUAGUUGGGUGUUGUGGGGGUUGUUCGGCCCACCCCUACUAUGAGGAGUGGGGCGUGAGUGUCACAAACGAUUUUCGAUGAAUGUAGGUUAGUGUCAGUAGUGUCGUGGACUUGGUGUCCCCGUUUGAAGAUGGAUGAGUUCAGGAAUGAGAUUAUCUCCAGGAUACGCUCCUGUCUUAUCUCUACCAAGGGGCAGGUCACACUCCGGCAGUUGGAAGAUGACUACCGCACCCUUCUCGGCGAGCGAAUUCCCUACGCUAAACUCGGCUACAAAUCCCUUGAAAGUUUCAUAACAUCAAUUCCCACCAUUAUAACAUCACGAAGUCCUUCAGGUGAAAUUUUCGUCGAUGCACAAGUAUCGGAAAAAACCGCUCACAUUUCGAGUAUGGUACGUAAACAAAAAUCUGUACCGAAAAAACAUGUCAGAAUUGCACCGAAAUUCAAUCGAGCAAUGGCACAACCGCCUCCGAAUGCCACCAAAUGGCGACCGAAACAAAAACCAAUGAUGAGAAAAAAUUAUAAUACGCCGAAAUUGGCGGCGGUUUCGCAUAAUCAAUUUGUGAGUGGAUCGGGGUAUAGGAAGCCCCAAGUGCCGUCGAAGGUUGUGGUAGUUGAGAGGAAGGAAGAGGUAAAGAAGGACAAUGUGGUGGAGGUGAAGAGGAAUAGUUUGGAGAAGGAGGAGGAAGCUUCACCGUUUUCGAGUACCAUGAAGAGGAUUACCAAGAUUAUGAAGGAGAUUACGACGGAGACAGAUAGCGGGACGAGCAGUCCUACGACAGACUAUGCGGCGGGAUAUAAGUUAUCGCCUGAUUUCAUCAAAACUGGCGACCCUAUCAGCGACCUUCGAAAUUUCGUCACUUACCACAAAUUAGGCGACGUCGAAGUGACAUUUACUGAAACAAAAAUGAAAAAAUCGAAAAUGCCACAAUGGCAUUGUAAACUUACGGUUGGCCCACAUAUAUAUUCAAGUUAUCCGGAAGAUUUCUACGAUCAAAAUGCCGCCGAACGUCACGCUUCACAAAAAGCUCUUGAUUAUCUGAUGCAGAAAUAUGGUCAAAGAAGGUCAUUGUUGCUUUCGAGUAAUGAUGAUAUUAUUGAACGAAUUCCUCCAAUGUUGGAGAAACAUAAUAAUGCAGUGUGGAUGUGGCAAAUUGAAGCUGAUUAUAGAGACCGAUUUAAUGAACAAUUGCCACCAGAUUGGCUUCAAAUUAUCGAUAAUAGUCCUUUUGUUUCGAUUGAAAAAUAUCACGGGAGAUUUGUUCUCCAACAUUGCAAUCCUGAUAAUGUUUUGCAGAAAGGUAAAAAACUCGAUAUAAGUCUCAACAUUGCUGAUGUUUCCGUCCCUUGCAACACUGUCAAUUUCGGUGACAGUAAUCGUUUAUACGCUGUUGUGACAGUUGCACAUUCCGUUAACGAAAUCUGGUGUCAACAUUGCGGAACACCUGAAUACGAAAAGUUUGUUGAAAUGACUGAAACUAUGGAGACUUUUUACAACAAUUACAAAACAGAACUGAAAGCAAAUGUUGUUAAUUCGGGUAGUUGUUAUGUUAUACAACACGAGGGGUCAUGGAUAAGAGUGAGGGCGUUAAAAAUCCCAGAACAUGGAAUCGUCGACUGUUUUCUCAUCGAUUACGGUGAAGAAGUACACGUCUCGAUCGAUAACGUUUAUUUAUUGAAACGACAAUUUGCGACGGAACAAGCGCAAGCUUUUGUAUGUCGAUUGGAUGGUUUAGAGGAUUUGUAUGAAGCGUCACUUGAUUCCGAACAUUUGACAGCUUUAGUCGGGAAAGAAUUCGUAUUAGAGAUUGUUACUGAUGAUAUAAGUGAUACCGGUGAUGUUACACUUCCGGUGGUUAUAUAUGAUGUCACUUCCGGUGCAUCGAUCAAUGAAGAAUUGAUUUCGUCGUUGACGAUUGAAUCGGCAAUGCCGGUCCUGGAAAAAGAGUCGAUUAGUGAAGUUUACGUGUCGAAUAUUGAACCAAAUGGUGAUGUCUACAUCCAGAUCCGUACUAUCGGUUAUUUUAGUUUGAUGGAAGAUUUAGAAAAUUUAACGAGAAACUUAUCUAAUAUCUCUUCGCUCUCUAAACCAACCAAAGAAAACAGUGUCGGUAAAAUCUACUUAGUUAGGUGCAAAGUGAGUCAAAAAUGGCUCAGAGCAACGAUUGUUGAUUGGUCACCAAAAGGUGAUUUGGCACAAAUUUAUUUUAUUGAUCAAGGAAAUGCACAAGUUGUUAAUGUGAACAAUGAAAAAAUGUAUGAAUUGGAUAAAUUAGAUAACGUUUUGAGUCAAUAUCCAAGUCAAGCAAUUAAAGUCCGAUUUAUGAUUGAGAAAAUACCGAGUGAUUUUGUGAAAAAAGCUGAGAAAUUGCUCCCGAAAGAUCGACCAGUAUUGCUUAAAAUUAUCAGUUAUGAUAAUGAAAACGUUGCUUGGGUGGAGUUUUUCAAACGUACGACAGAUGGCGUACUUGUGUUUAUCAAUAAGUCGAUUUCGGUGGAAGCCGAACUGCAACAAAAUAUUGACGUUAGCAAUAAUAAUGAAAUAAACCGGAAAAGACUGCUCAAUUUGGUACAAUACAAUGACGCCAACAAAAAUGUCCCAUCUGGGGGUUCUCUCCGAAAGCCUGAUUUGCCCAAGAUAGGUGAUUAUUUCAACGUCAAUAUCCCAUUCGCUGUAAAUCCAUGGAAUUUUUUCGUCCAACCAUUGGAUUCUUUUGCUCGUUUAAAGUCAAUGAUGGAUGAAAUGCAAGAGCAUUACAAAGACAUUCAGUUUAGUCCCAUGGCACUUGAAGACAUCGUUCCUGGUAAAAUCUACGCAUCGAAACAUGAUGAUGGUCAAUGGUACAGAACCAAUGUUUUGAAAGUCAUCCAUGCGACCUCAAUCAGUGUAUUUUAUUGCGAUUUUGGUUAUUACACUAACCUGAAAUUGCAUCAGUUGGUACCACUGGAUGCGAAGUACAUGAGUUUGCCCUACCAAGCACUGAAGGCAAAAAUUUCUGGUAUUAAGCCAAUCAAGAACAAGUGGACGAUGGAAGACUGUGAGAGUUUCAAAGAAUUGAUUUUGAAGAAACAAUUUGUUGGUGUUAUAACAAAUAUAGACAGAGACGAGUUUCAUAAAAGUGAUUUAAUUCUUGAAAUGCUACUCAUUGACACCUCCAGUGAAGAGGAUGUUAAUAUUAAGGAAGUACUCAUCCGAAAAGGUAUUGCGACUAGUGUUUAAGCUUCAUUUCGAAUUCCAAAAAUAGUAUAUUUUUGUAUGGUUACGAGUUUGUGUUUGAAUACUAGAGAUAAUUGUUAUUGCCAUAAAUUCGAACUUAUUUGGCCGUUCACCAAAGAAUGUUUUGUUUGUUCUUAUUAUAUUAAAACGCAGCAAUGCACACGUUAAUUGAAAAUCCCUUCAUUUUUUAAUAAAUUAUUAUUUUUUAAAACUUUA
Molecule: messenger RNA, 3649 nt
Organism: Tribolium madens (black flour beetle)
Lineage: Eukaryota; Metazoa; Arthropoda; Insecta; Coleoptera; Tenebrionidae
Product: tudor domain-containing protein 7-like
Exons: 10
Coding region: 350-3436 (1028 amino acids)
Biological process (GO): spermatogenesis
Source: RefSeq, a predicted model, not a curated record